AUUCACCUGCCGGCCGUAUUAACCCCACCAUCCUCCAACGUGGCUUUCCUGGCAUCACUAGCACACUUCAUUUUGGGGACGAACACCCUACGGAUCACCCAAUGCUAACAAGGAACUGCCUGCUACUGUUCCUCUGGAUUCUGUCCCACGAGAUCUCCAGUUUGCGGCUGCCCACCACCCCACUGUCGAACCGGGUCAGGGGGGGGCAGGCCAAACCCAAGGCCCCAGUGACAAAUGGGGUGUCGGGGGCCAUGCAGAGAGUCAAGCGCGGCUGGGUCUGGAACCAGUUUUUCGUGUUGGAGGAGUACAUGGGGUCAGAUCCACAGUAUGUCGGCAAGGUCCACACAGACCUGGACAAAGGUGACAGCGCUGUGAAGUACACUCUGUCGGAAGGUGCAGGUUCUAUCUUCACCAUAGACCAGACGACGGGGGACAUCCAUGCCUUACGCAGCCUAGAUCGAGAGGAAAGACCCUACUACACCCUCCGAGCUCAGGCCGUGGACCUCAACACCAACAGACCCCUGGAGCCUGAGUCCGAGUUUGUCAUCAAAGUACAGGACAUCAACGACAAUGAACCCAAGUUCCUAGAGGGGCCUUACACUGCAACUGUGCCAGAAAUGUCACCAGUGGGGACAUACGUAACCCAGGUAAGAGCCACAGACGCAGACGACCCCACUUAUGGCAACAGCGCCCGAGUGGUGUACAGCAUCCUGCAUGGGCAGCCAUACUUCUCUGUGGAAGCAAAGACAGGGAUUAUAAAGACGGCUCUACCAAACAUGGACCGUGAGGUGAAGGAGCAGUACCAGGUCCUAAUCCAAGCCAAAGACAUGGGGGGGCAGCUGGGUGGUCUCGCAGGGACCACCACAGUCAACAUCACGCUCAGCGACAUCAAUGACAACCCACCACGAUUCUCCAAAAGUUUUUUCCACCUCCGUGUUCCUGAGUCCUCCGCAGUGGGCUCAGCGGUGGGCCGAAUCAAAGCCCAUGACCUGGACAUCGGGAGGAACGCAGAGGUGGAAUACACCAUUGUCCCUGGAGAUGGAGGAGCCAUGUUUGAUAUCACCACUAACGAACACAACCAAGAGGGCAUCAUCAUCCUCAAGAAGCCAUUGGACUAUGAGACAAAGAAGGCCUACACGUUUAAAGUCGAUGCCACAAAUGCACACCUGGACCCACGUUUCCAGAGCCAUGGUGCAUUCAAAGACACGGCCACAGUCAAGAUCAAUGUACUGGACGUGGACGAGCCCCCAGUGUUCAACAAGCCCCAGUAUGUGAUGGAUGUAUACGAGGACACACCAGCUGGAACUAUCAUUGGAGCAGUCACAGCACAGGACCUGGAUGCUGGCAGCAGUCCAGUCAGGUAUUCGAUUGACUGGAAGAGCGACUUGGACAGCUACUUUGAGAUAGAUCCAGUGGAGGGUACCAUUUCCACCAAUGAGCUUUUGGACAGAGAAAAUAUUGCGCAGCAUAAUAUCUCCAUAGUGGCCACAAAACUCAACAGCCCAGUGUUAACCAGCAGAGUGGCUGUGACUGUUCACGUCCUCGACAUCAAUGAGUUUCCUCCAGAGCUCGCCAGCCCCUAUGAGACCUUUGUGUGCGAGAACGCCAAACAGGGACAGGUGAUCCAAACAGUCAGUGCAAAAGACCAGGACCUCCCCUCAGCAGGACAGCAAUUCUCCUUCAAAGCUGUGAAAGAAGAUGGCAAGAGCAAGAACUUCACUGUACGAGACUUUGGAAAUAACACUGCGGGCAUUGUGACUAAGCGUGGGGGUUUCAGACGGCGCUUGCAGGAGUUGUACGUGUUGCCUGUGGUGAUCGAGGAUAACGGGUACCCCCCUAAGAGCAGCACGGGUACUCUGAGUAUCCGUGUGUGUGGUUGUGGCUCAGAUGGCUCUGUGCUUAGCUGCAGCGCAGAGGCCAUCUUCUUACCUGUGGGACUGAGCACCGGAGCUCUCAUUGCUAUCCUCCUCUGUAUGAUCAUACUGUUAGUGAUUGUGGUGCUGUACGUAGGACUGAGACGGCAGAAGAAGAAAGAGACGCUGAUGUCAUCAAAAGAGGACAUUCGCGACAAUGUGAUUCACUAUGACGACGAGGGCGGGGGUGAGGAGGACACACACGCUUUCGACAUGGGAACGCUACGCAACCCCAAAGCUGUCAAUGAAAACAUGCUACGCCGCGACGUCAAACCUGAACUCAAGUUAAAAAACAGCCGUGCUCCCGUAUCCCAAGAGAGUGCAGAUAUACAGGAGUUUAUUACCCAGCGAUUAAAAGAGAAUGAUACGGACAAUUCGGCACCACCCUAUGACUCUCUGGCUACUUAUGCAUAUGAGGGAGAAGGUUCGAUUGCCGAUUCACUGAGUUCUAUUGAAACUCAUGUUGUAGAGCCAGAGCAGGACUACGAAUACCUCAACGAAUGGGGUCCCCGCUUUAAGACGCUAGCUGGGAUUUUUGGGGAACAUUCUGAAUGCCAAUCGGACUCAACCACAACAGAAAACACACACUGA
Messenger RNA from Periophthalmus magnuspinnatus, 2504 nucleotides. RefSeq names its product cadherin-12-like. NCBI's taxonomy places the organism in Eukaryota, Metazoa, Chordata, Actinopteri, Gobiiformes, Gobiidae. Gene Ontology annotation, biological process: cell-cell junction assembly; adherens junction organization; multicellular organism development. Gene Ontology annotation, cellular component: adherens junction; plasma membrane; catenin complex. Gene Ontology annotation, molecular function: calcium ion binding; cadherin binding. The record is from RefSeq and is a predicted model, not a curated record.